AUGACACUAUGCUACCUGCUACCUAUGUAUGGAAGGGAAGAGGUGCGCAACCACGCCGUGCGGUGGAACGCGCAGUUCUCGUUCGUGUGCAAGAUGUGCGCGAACGCGAACACCGGCGUCCUGGAGCCGGCGCUGCUGCGUGUCUCCGUGCGCAAGGAGUGCAAGGGUGGCCGCUCGUACCAGAAGCUGGGCUUCUGCGACGUGAACCUGGCGGAGUUGGCGGGAGCGGGCGAGGCGACGCGGCACUGCCUCCUCGAAGGAUACGAUCUGCGCCACCGUCAAGAUAACUCCGUGCUCCGGCUACGCAUCAAGAUGAACAUGAUCUCUGGGGACCCGCUCUUUAAAGUGCCGGAGCGCAAGCAAGAGGUAAAGGAAGGCGGUGCGGACAGCGGCGCGGAGAGUGCGGCUCCGCCCGACGACGACUGCGCCUCCUCCACCGCUAGCUCGGGCUUCGGUUCGCUCACCAACAACAAGGCGCACGUUUCAGAAGGUGUGCCUCCACCAACGAUUACUUCGAUAGCGCCCUGCGAGCCGCCGUCGCCGGAUCACGACGAGCCUCCUGCUCCUGAUAACACAGUGAUUGCGGCGGGCGUGACGUCAUGCGCGUCGUGUCAACAGCACACGCACUCGCGCAACUCUUCAAACACAUCGGGCGAUAUGAGUAGCAAGGCGUCAGGGUACGGCAGCUCGGUUUCGGCCGCGUCGGCGCACUCGCGGCAGAGCUCCGAGGGCGAGUUCGCCGCGGACGCGCGCCCCCACCACAACAGCGUGCGCUGCGAGCGUACAACCACCAGUACCACUACCGCCACCACAUUGUACGUCCCCACCCAAAGCUGUAAGCACACGGGCCGAGCGCUCAGCAAGUUGCUGCUGGAGAAGACGGUGGUGAGCGAGACUUCGGAUGUAUUCCUCACUCCUAACACCACCCUCACGGGCCCCCCUGACGUCAUCCCGCGCAACGAGAUCCAGUCCCCGGCAAGCGAAGAGUACCGCACUCCGGAGACGACAAUCCUCGAAAACACAUUCACCAUGCCGACCUACUUCGACCAGAAGAAGCGAGCCGCUGCCAUCGUUAGUCCAGCAGUCCAACCUCUCACGAAUUUCCAAGUCUUAAAGCAAAAAUCUCUGAACACAAUCCCCGCGUUGCUCGAGAAGAACAAGAAAAACGAGGAGCUGUUUACCAACUUCCCAUUUUUGACGCCCCUCGCACAUAGAAAGAAUUCGCUGAUUUCCAACGCGAAUAGACUGUCAGGGUGUAUAGAAGACGAGUUCUACUGCAUUCCGUCGGACCCAGAAGUGGAUACGGAAGUAGUCGAGAGGAUAGACGUACGCCAUCGGUUCCGCAGCAUCUCCAAUCAGGCGCUGACCGACGAAGUGCACACUUCCACGCCAAAGAACGAGAGUAACACAGAAUGUAUGCAAAGGGGUAACUUCAAGUGUGAGCGGGGCCGUAAGGUGGAGCUGUUGCGGCACAGCUACACGGACUAUACGAGGAACCCGUCGUCUGGAUCGCUGACAGCAUCCGCGUCGGAAAGCGGCUCGCUGGAGCGCGGGCGCGCCGCUCUUUCGCGCAAGCGGGCGCCCGCACAGCCCGCAGCGCAGCAUCCGCAGCACGCGCAGCAGCCGCCCGAUGACGCGCAGCACGUGGUGUCGUGUCGCGUGGAAAAUACGCGUGUAAACCCUGACUCACUGAUCGACGAACUGCUCGCCGCCACUGACCUGAAGCAAGCCGUCGAUGAUGCCGCAGAGACGUCGGGGCUGCAGCUGUUCAUCACGCGCGACGGCACGGCGGAGCUGGGCUCGCGCCAGCGCCAGCGCCGCGACUACCAGCGCGUCGUGCUGCACCCGCACGACAACAGGCACCCAACGGCAUGA
This is a messenger RNA of Parnassius apollo (apollo), 1875 nucleotides long. NCBI's taxonomy places the organism in Eukaryota, Metazoa, Arthropoda, Insecta, Lepidoptera, Papilionidae. The record is from the annotation of a GenBank genome assembly.